Molecule: messenger RNA, 1947 nt
Organism: Rhagoletis zephyria (snowberry fruit fly)
Lineage: Eukaryota; Metazoa; Arthropoda; Insecta; Diptera; Tephritidae
Source: RefSeq, a predicted model, not a curated record
AUGGGGCGGCUCUUCUCCGGUGUCAGACUGCGCACCGCCCUGCUCACCGACGCCCGUCUGAAGUACAUGAAUGAGAUCAUCAAUGGAAUGCGAGUGAUCAAGAUGUACGCCUGGGAGGGGCCGUUUGCCAGUCGAGUCGCCGAUGCCAGAAAAGCUGAGGUUUCCCAGGUGAAGCGAGGCCUCUUCCUGAAGGCGAUCAACCUGAGCAUGUUCUUCGUGAGCUCCUUCCUGAUGAGCCUCCUCAAUGAGCUGCCCGUGGAGGCGGGCCGCGUGGAGGUGGAGGGCAGCGUGGCGUACGCUAGCCAGGACGCCUGGUCUUUUCAGGACAGCGUCCGCAACAACGUUCUCUUCGGCAUGGACUACGAUGACAAGCGCUACCAGAAGGUAGUGGAGGUGUGUGCCCUCCAGCGCGACCUCACACUGAUGCCCUUCGGCGACCGGACGCUGGUCGGCGAGAAAGGAGUCAGUUUGAGCGGUGGCCAGCGAGCGAGGAUAAACCUGGCAAGAGCGGUGUACCGAGACGCCGACAUUCUCCUGCUGGACGACCCGCUCUCCGCCGUGGACACCAGCGUGGCGGAGCACAUCUUUGAACGGUGCGUUCUAGAGCACCUGAAGGAGAAGAUUCGCAUUCUGGUCACCCAUCAGGUGCAGUUCAUCGAGAAGGCGACCAAGAUUCUGGUGCUGAAGGAGGGGCAGGUUUUUGCCUUUGGCAGCUACAAUGAGUUGCAGCAGCUGGGCAUUGACUUUAUGAGCCUUUUGUCGGAGCCAGAGAAGGACCGGAAAAGUGAAAGUGGGGAUGGGGACUCCCUUUCCCGCGACCGAACCACUUCAACGCUCAGUCUGGAGCGGUCCAUCAGCGUGCAGAGCUGUGUCAGCUCGGAUGCGCUCAAGGGCCGCUCGAGGACGCUCUCUUCGGCAAAGGCGACCGAAAGCUUUGAGGUGCAGAAUCCCGAGGGUGAUGACGACGACGACAAUCAGGCAUUAGAAGAAUCAACCGAAAUUAAAGCAGAAGAGGAGAAAUUCAGCCGUGGCUCAAUCAAGGGUCGCGUCUACAAGGAGUACCUGAAAGCUGGGUCAGGGCCGGUGAUGUUCAUUGCCAUGAUCUUCUUCACCGUCGCCUCGCAGGUGCUCUUCCACGGCUCGGACUACUUUCUCACUUACUGGACCGACAACAACCAGCGCGAUGACACUGUGGUGGAUGAGUCGCGGCAGACCACUGACAUCAUCAUUUACUCGGCGCUGGUGGCCGCCCUCUUCGUCACCACCAUCCUCCGCUCCGUCUUCUUUUUCGUCAUCUGCAUGACCGCCAGCGUCAAUCUGCACAAUAAGAUCUUCGCCCGUCUGCUGCGCGCCCAACUGGCUUUCUUUGACGCCAAUCCCGCUGGUCGCAUAUUGAACCGCUUCACCAAGGACCUGGGCAUCAUUGACGAGAAUCUGCCCACGACGGCGUACGACCUCAACCUGACCAUCGGCCAGGCAAUCGGCGUCAUCAUCACCGUCAGCAUCGUCAACUACUACCUUGUUCUGCCGGCAAUUGUCCUCGCAGGGCUGAUAGUCUACAUUCGCGGCAUCUACAUCAAGUCGGCGCGGGACAUUAAGCGAUAUGAGGGCCUUGCCCGAUCGCCCGUCUACUCGCACGUUUCGACCACCAUUGCCGGGCUGGCGAGCAUUCGCGCCUACGGAGCUCAAGCGCAGUUUGAGCGGCAAUUCUACAACUACCAAAAUGACCACAGUGCCACGUGGUUCAUCUUCAUCAGCUCCUCGCGAGCGAUGGGCCUGAUGAUGGACUGGAUCAGCACCCUUUACAUCUGCAUCAUCACCCUUGUGGUGAUGCUCAGUGGCAGCAUUCAGGGCGGCGAGGCCGGCCUGGCAAUCUCUUCUGGUCUGAUGCUUGCUGGAAUGACGCAAUGUUACGGUGUUAGGCAAUCGGCUGAAUUCGAGUCGCAG